Molecule: messenger RNA, 270 nt
Organism: Entrophospora sp. SA101
Lineage: Eukaryota; Fungi; Glomeromycota; Glomeromycetes; Entrophosporales; Entrophosporaceae
Source: the annotation of a GenBank genome assembly
AUGUCAUCAUUAUCGGCAUUAAUGUCAUCUAAUGAACUUACAUUUCAAUGUGCAAUUCACGAAAAAUGGACCUUGCUUCUUUUGUUCGUACGUGCAGUUCCUGCACUUGUAUUAUUAAAUAAUCAAUUAGAAGGCAAUUCAUCCUCUUCUUCUUCAAGUUCUGAUUCCAAAGAGAUUGAAAUAUUUGGUAAAAUAAUUGACAGAGAAGAUUAUUUAAUCCUAAGAUUAAAAUAUAAUCCGAUCCUGAAUCAUUCGUGCAACAAAUGUUAA